This is a messenger RNA of Volvox carteri f. nagariensis, 675 nucleotides long. RefSeq lists its product as uncharacterized. The transcript has 5 exons. Lineage: Eukaryota; Viridiplantae; Chlorophyta; Chlorophyceae; Chlamydomonadales; Volvocaceae. The record is from RefSeq and is a predicted model, not a curated record. The coding region runs from base 1 to 675 and encodes 224 amino acids.
AUGGCAGCGUCGUUAAGGCUUGGUGCCGUCGCUUUUCCGGCAGCGAGCGGCACCCUUGCCGCGAUAUUCGCCAGGCAGCAAUCUAACGCAGCUGCCGGUAGCAGCUCUAGCUGGGAACAACUCAAAAACGAUGGCGUGCGGGUGAACCCUUGCCAGAGCCCACACCAUCCCGCAGCAAUUGAAGGUGUUGUGGAGCUGGAAGGAGAGGAGCUCUCUGUGCAGGAAGCUUACAAUCCCGACUCUCGGUGCUUUGGAUGCGGACAUGCUCACCCCGACGGUCUCCACGUCCAGUCUCGGCGUAUUCCCGGGGAGGGCCUCGGCCGGCUGGCGGCCAACAUCUCAUUCGACGCCAAAUACUGCGCCUUUCCCGGCAUCAUCAACGGGGGGGUGCUCACAACCGCCAUGGACUGCCAUGGUAAGGUGCUUGCGGGACUAGGCCUCGGUGCCUCGGAGGGAGCGGGGGAAAGAGCUAGAGGGGGAGUUUGGGGGGCGGAUGAAGCGCUUGUUCGAGUACUCGGCAUUAAGGAAAACACGAGCGGGGGUCCCCCCCGGGCGACUGUGGAGGUUGAGGUGGUGGUGGUGCAACCUGAGCAGGGACCGCAGGGGGAGGAGGAGCGAGUGCUUGCGGUUGGCACUGGGAUUUACAAGCGGCUAGGGGCGCUGCGGUCCUUGUAA